Lates calcarifer (barramundi perch) is the source of this 7342-nucleotide messenger RNA. Its product is annotated as collagen alpha-1(XI) chain. Bases 307 to 5772 code for a protein of 1821 amino acids. The transcript is spliced from 67 exons. Lineage: Eukaryota; Metazoa; Chordata; Actinopteri; Centropomidae. Gene Ontology annotation, molecular function: extracellular matrix structural constituent. The record is from RefSeq and is a predicted model, not a curated record.
GAUUUUCCAGUGUCAGUAUCUUACAAUCGGUUCAGGUUCAGCUUCGCGGCGUUGGUCCAGCCUCCUGACGGUGCGCAACUCUCAGGGAACGGAGUGGUUUUGCGCUUUUUUCAUGAAAGCCCUUCACCAUCAGUCUGAGAGCUGGGCUUAAGGGGGAGCGGAUCUGAAGGGCCCAGUCUGGCUGUGAGAGGCAUCUUUAUACUUUCACACAUGGCGCUGUAGUAUAAGCACAUUUUUUGUGGAUUGUGGAAGGGACCGAAUUUUAUUAAAAGUCGCCCGUUUUCUGUACAGCUGCGGGCGCUCACCAUGGAGAUGCAAAGGUGGACAACCAGGUGGAAAACGAAAAGGUGGCUAUGGGAUUCAACGCUAACCGCAUUGGUCACGUUAAUUUUAAUUCUACAAGCUGCCAAUGUCAGAGCAGCUGAACCAGUGGAUGUACUGAAGGUGCUAGACUUCCAGAGCUCUCCUGAAGGAGUACGCAAAACACCAGGCUUCUGCACAGUCCGCAGAGGAUCCAAACCUGACAUAGCUUACAGAGUGGGAAAACAGGCUCAGAUCAGUGCUCCAACCAAACAGCUCUUCCCAGGGGGAGUUUUCCCAGAAGAUUUCUCCAUCCUGUUUACCAUCAAGCCUAAGGCCGGCCUCCAGUCCUUCCUGCUGUCCGUGUACAAUAAACAAGGCAUCCAGCAGCUCGGCGUGGAGGUGGGCCGUGCCCCCGUGUUCCUGUAUGAGGACCAGCAUGGCAAGCCUGCCCCAGAGGAGUACCCCUUGUUCCGCUCCAUCAACCUUGCUGACAGCAAAUGGCAUCGUGUGGCUAUCAGCGUGGAGAAGAAGAGUGUCACUAUCAUUGUGGACUGUAAGAAGAAGGUGACCAGGCCACUUGCCAGAAGCGACCAGGCCGUCAUCAACACAGACGGCAUUACUGUCUUUGGCACCAGAAUCUUGGAUGAGGAGGUGUUUGAGGGUGACAUCCAGCAGCUGCUGAUAGUGGCAGACCCCAGGGCAGCCUAUGACUACUGUGAACACUACAGCCCUGACUGUGAAACCCCCAACCACCACGACACCCCCCAGGCUCAGGAACCUGAGGACGAGUACACUAACUAUGAAUAUGGUGAGUUCUAUGACUACAGUGAAGGAGAGUUAACCACUGAUGCUCCCCCAACAGAAGGACCCAAGACUGAGACGGUUGUGGGUGGAGACUACUACACGGGUGAGUAUGACUAUACCACGGUGGAUGGAAGUCAGCCAGAAACCCCCACUGCGACUGGAGGACAAGGACAGAGCUACGAUGGUGAAAUAGUGGAUGAUUACAUCACCGGUGUGGAACAGGUUGGGGCGGACCCCACGGUAGCUGUGGAAACUGCUGCCCCAGUGGACCCCCAAGAGAAGGCGGACCCCGCCACUGACGUGUAUGAAUUUAAGGAGUACGACCUGAAGGAAUAUGACAACAAAGAGCUUGUAGAGAAGCCAUAUGACUAUGGUGAUUAUGGUGAUUAUGGCCCCACUGACGCCAAGCCUACAUCUGUAACAUAUGAAGAGUUUGGUCCUGGCGUUCCAGCGGAGACGGACUUCAGAGAAAGCAGUGUGACUGGAGGUCAAAGUUACCUGGGAGAAAAAGGAGAGAAGGGUGAACCUGCUGUCAUUGAGCCAGGGAUGCUUAUAGAAGGACCCCAAGGAGCCCCUGGCCAAGCAGGUCUUCCUGGUACCCCAGGAUUGCAGGGUCCCCCAGGUCCCCCAGGAGAUCAUGGUGAGAGGGGUCCUCCAGGGCGUCCUGGUAUUCCUGGAUCAGACGGUGUCCCUGGGCCUCCAGGUACCAUUCUGAUGCUUCCAUUCCGUGCUGGCGGUGAGGCACACAAGGGACCUGUGGUUACAGCUCAGGAGGCUCAGGCUCAGGCCAUCCUUUCUCAGGCUAGGCUGGCUAUGAGAGGUCCUCCAGGGCCAGCGGGCAUGACAGGAAGAUCUGGUCCAGUGGGAGGUCCUGGUGCUCCUGGACUUAAAGGUGACAGUGGUGAUCCUGGACCACAGGGACCCAGAGGUCUUCAGGGUCCAACUGGGCCUCUAGGAAAAGCAGGAAAGAGAGGUCGUAAUGGAGCUGAUGGUGCUCGAGGAAUGCCAGGAGAGGCAGGGCCCAAGGGUGACCGAGGUUUUGACGGCCUCCCUGGUCUUCCUGGAGAGAAAGGACAUAGAGGAGAACAGGGUCCUACAGGUCCUCCAGGACCUCCAGGAGAGGAUGGCCCAAGAGGUGAAGAUGGCCAGGUUGGACAGAGAGGUGUGGCUGGAGAGAGUGGUCCUAGAGGUUUGCUUGGCCCAAGAGGGUCUCCAGGUCCGGCAGGACAACGUGGUCUUCCUGGACUUGAUGGGCAAGCUGGUCCCAAAGGAAACAUGGGUCCUCAAGGAGAGCCAGGGCCUCCUGGGCAACAGGGUAUGCCUGGCCCACAUGGUCUUGUCGGUCCUCAAGGUCCAAUUGGGCCUCCUGGUGAAAAAGGACCUCAAGGUAAACAAGGUUUGGCUGGCCUUCCUGGUGCCGAUGGCCCCCCUGGUCACCCAGGAAAGGAAGGUCCUCCAGGCGAGAAAGGAGCAGCUGGUCAUCCUGGACCUAUGGGAUCCAUCGGCUACCCUGGGCCUCGUGGUGUGAAAGGUGCUGAGGGCAUCAGAGGUCUUAAAGGUGGCAAAGGAGAAAAGGGAGAAGAUGGAUUCCCUGGCUUCAAAGGAGACAUGGGGCUCAAGGGUGACAAGGGUGAGGUUGGUGUACAAGGGCCCAGAGGAGAGGACGGUCCCGAGGGCCCCAAGGGCAAGUCGGGACCUAGCGGAGAAGCUGGUCCCAUUGGAUCAGCUGGAGAAAAGGGAAAACUUGGAGUCCCUGGUUUGCCUGGGUACCCUGGAAGACAAGGCCCCAAGGGCUCCAAUGGCUUCCCUGGAUUCCCCGGGGCAAAUGGCGAGAAGGGAGCGAGGGGAAUCGCCGGCAAAUCUGGCCCCAGAGGGCAGCGUGGCCCAACGGGUCCACGUGGUGGGCGUGGUGCAAGAGGACCAACAGGAAAACCAGGUGCAAAGGGUACCUCAGGCAAUGAUGGACCUCCCGGCCCACCAGGAGAGAGGGGACCUCAAGGACCACAGGGACCUGUCGGCUUCCCUGGACCCAAAGGACCCAAUGGCCCACCAGGAAAAGAUGGGCUGCCUGGUCACCCUGGACAGCGGGGAGAGACGGGCUUCCAAGGAAAGACAGGACCUCCAGGACCUGGGGGGGUGGUUGGACCACAGGGACCAACCGGAGAGGUGGGACCCGGCGGAGAGCGAGGACACCCAGGCUCUCCUGGUCCACCUGGUGAGCAAGGUCUACCCGGAGCUGCUGGAAAAGAGGGUGGAAAGGGUGAUCCAGGUCCUCAGGGCCCUGGUGGCAAGUCAGGACCUCCUGGCCUGAGAGGCUUUCAGGGGGCAAGAGGUCUUCCAGGGGCCAUGGGUCCAGCUGGCUUAAAGGGAGGAGAAGGGCCUCAGGGUCCCCCUGGCCCCAUCGGUUCUCCUGGAGAGAGAGGUGCUGCUGGUCCUGGAGGUCCCAUUGGUCUGACAGGACGCAAUGGCCCCCAAGGACCACCUGGCCCAGCUGGAGAAAAGGGAGCUCCUGGAGAGAAAGGUCCAAUGGGUCCUGCUGGCCGUGAUGGCAUUCAAGGUCCUGUUGGUCUUCCUGGUCCGGCUGGUCCUCAGGGUCCCCCUGGAGAGGACGGUGACAAGGGAGAAGUCGGUGGACCUGGACAGAAGGGAAGCAAAGGAGACAAGGGAGAACUUGGUCCACCAGGUCCAAGUGGUCUUCAGGGUGUGGUUGGAGCUCCUGGCCCAGCUGGUAGUGACGGUGAAUCUGGACCGAGAGGACAGCAGGGUAUGUUUGGCCAGAAAGGAGAUGAAGGACCCAGAGGAUUCCCAGGUCUACCAGGACCCAUUGGGCUGCAGGGUUUGCCCGGCCCUCCUGGUGAGAAGGGAGAGAAUGGAGACGUCGGACCAAUGGGUCCUCCUGGUCCUCCUGGCCCCAGAGGUCCUCAAGGUCCCAGCGGUGCCAAUGGUGCACAAGGUCCUCCCGGUGGUAUUGGUGCAAUGGGAGGUGUUGGUGAGAAGGGAGAAACUGGAGAGGCUGGAAACCCAGGAUCACCUGGAGAGCCUGGUAUCGGAGGCCCCAGAGGAGAGACUGGAGAGAAGGGAGAAACUGGCCCACCAGGAGCUGCUGGACCCCCUGGUGCCCGCGGACCCCCUGGAGAUGAUGGUCCCAAGGGUAACCCUGGUCCUGUCGGGUUCCCAGGAGACCCUGGUCCCCCUGGCGAGCCUGGUGCUGCUGGUCUUGAUGGUUUACCAGGUGACAAGGGAGAUGAUGGAGAGGCCGGUCAACCUGGUCCUUCAGGUCCAUCUGGUGAAGCUGGAGUACCAGGACCUCCUGGCAAAAGGGGACCUGUUGGAAAAGCAGGUCAGGAGGGCAGACAAGGAGAAAAAGGAUCCAAGGGAGAAGCAGGAGCAGAGGGCCCUGUUGGAAAAACUGGACCUGUGGGACCUCAGGGACCCCCUGGAAAGCCUGGUCCUGAGGGUCUACGUGGAAUCCCUGGCCCUGUUGGUGAGCAAGGACUCCCUGGUGCUUCUGGUCAGGAUGGCCCUCCUGGACCUCUUGGACCCCCUGGACUUCCUGGUAUGAAAGGUGACUCUGGAUCCAAGGGAGAAAAGGGUCAUCCAGGUUUAAUUGGUCUGAUCGGACCCCCUGGUGAGCCCGGAGAGAAGGGAGACAGAGGUCUGCCUGGACCUCAGGGUACUGCAGGUGGCAAGGGUGAUGCUGGUCUUGGUGGUCCCCAAGGUCCUCUUGGUCCUCCUGGUCCCCCUGGUAUUUCUGGCCCUCAAGGACAGAAGGGAUCCAAGGGAUCAUCUGGUUCAGCCGGACAGAAGGGAGACCCUGGACUGAUUGGACCACCUGGACCUCCUGGUCCACCUGGUGAUGUCAUCCAGCCACUGCCCAUCCAAGGUUCCAGAAAGACCAGGCGGCAGGCUGAGAUGCAGGGAGACGAGGCAUUGACAGACUACGGCGUGGAUGGGGUGGGUAUGGAGGGAAUGGAGGAUGUCUUUGGAUCCCUCAACAACCUCAAACAGGACAUAGAGCGCAUGAAGUUCCCCAUGGGCACCCAAGACAAUCCUGCCAGGACCUGCAACGACCUGCACCUCAGCCAGCCUGACUUCCCAGAUGGUGAAUACUGGAUUGAUCCAAACCAGGGCUGCAUAGGAGACUCCAUCAAAGUGUUCUGUAAUUUCACAGCAGGUGGAGAAACGUGCAUUCACCCAGAUAAGAAAUCCACAGGAGUUAGAAUAUCCAACUGGCCCAAGGAGUCUCCAGGUUCAUGGUUCAGUGAAUUUAAACGUGGCAAAAUUUUGAACUACGUUGAUGUGGCAGAAAACACCAUCAACACAGUGCAGAUGACCUUCCUGAAGCUGCUGAGCUCCUCAGCACGGCAGAACUUCACCUACAUUUGCCAUCAGUCUGUGGCCUGGUACGACGCCAAGGCUGACAACUAUGACAAGGCGCUGCGCUUCCUGGGCUCCAAUGAUGAGGAGAUGUCUUACGACAAUAAUCCCUUCAUUAAGCCACUGAUGGACGGCUGCUCGGUGAAGCAGGGCUAUUCAAAGACAGUGAUGGAGAUCAACACUCCCCGCAUCGACCAGUUGCCCAUCAUUGACGUCAUGCUGAAUGACUUUGGGGACUCCAACCAGAGGUUUGGCUUCGAGGUCGGCCCCGUCUGUUUCCUCGGCUAGACACACCCCUACUCCCCGCUGAAGGACAGGGUCAGAGGGUACAUAUUAACACCCACACGCUGAGAUCUGACAACCUUUAACCUUCUCUCCCCGUGAAGCAAAAAACCUGUGUUUUCUUUUGUUGCCGAGAAGAUCCACUCAAGCCCGGAGAAGAAGGGUGCCCCCAGGCCCUGUCAUGAAAGCGCUGGCCAGGGGAAACUACUCCUCGCCCUUGUAGGGCCAGAAUCACAUGACUUUAACUUAGUAAUGGGAGUGACAUCAGGAAAAGGACAUUUGAUGCCGUGGCGGACAGUGGCGCACUUUCAGCAACAGAGAGAGGAUCCACUCACCCCAAGCCCCAUCCUCCCUUGUCCUUCCCCCUCCCACCACACCUCCCUCUCUGGAUGCUCCAGGUGCUGCUCUGAAUACAACCACAGAUGUGCUUUUGUGCAGAAUCACAAAACACUCAAGGUGCUACAAAAAGUGCUUUUUGAUAAAACUGUAAUUAUUAUUAUUAUUUUGUACAAUAUUGUUCCUUUCCGAAUCCACUCUAAAAACUUGCAUGUGCCCCAGCUCUUAAAGUUUAAAUAAAUAUUUGGUUAACUACAUUAGAAAUAAAUCCUAUAAAUAUAUUUGAUGAUUGCUAAGAACAAAUUUGAUGAGAAAUAUUAUGUCUUUGGAAACAUUCAUGACAUAAUCUGACAAAAGCUACAAUUUGUAAGUAUAAAAUAAUCCUUUUGUAAAUAAUACAACUUUCAGUAUUUGACUUUUUUGAGAACAAACAAACUGGAACACGACACUUAACUCAAAAAGCAUUUUGUCUUUUUUUCAUAUCAUACCAAUUGGUAUGUCCAUUGGGAAAUUAAGCCAUAAUAAGAUGAGAUAGUAAUAUAAAUAUUGUAAGAAAGGGCUUAUUCUUCCAGACAGACUUUAUUCACCUAGAUGUUAUACCUCAGUUUCUUUUAAAAAUGUGGACAUAUUUGGCUCCUCGACCAUGUUUAUAUCUUGACAACACAAUCAAGUUUGGACAUUAUUUGUGGUGGCUAACUUACAAAGAGAAGAUUAUUGUGUAGUUAAAUUCAUCCAGUUGUUUUUUUAUUAUUAUUAUUAUUAUUAAUUCACAGAAAAAAAAACCCUGUUGAUUUUCUUCUUUGUAACAAUGAACAAAAUGUUUUCAUGUGCCUUGACUUGUUCAUUCAAAAAUAUUAAAACUGGAUUCUGAAAAAUGUCGGGUUGAAUGUCUGUAUUGUUGGCUAUUUGAGUGCCGAUAUGAUUAGUGCUCUUUUUGUGAUUCUGCGCUGCCUUUUACAUAUUACCUUCCUUCGCCAUGAUAAUUUAAGAUUAGGAGGAUUAGUGGUUCCAAGUGUUUGGGCUUGUUUGAUUGAUUCUGCUGAGCCCAGGUGCUGUGAUCUCCUCCAGUUUCUUUCUCUGACUCAGAUUUGACUUUGAUCAAGAUCUGUUUGCAUCUCCACCUCCUUAGCUUACAGCUAUGAUAGCAUAGACUUCAGAGCCGCUUUCAAACCUGUGUAAUUACAGUAUGUUUACAACCUAUGUACAACUGAAAUAAAUGUUUGGUGCUUUGCCAAAUGCA